Exophiala oligosperma is the source of this 1208-nucleotide messenger RNA. RefSeq names its product arsenical resistance protein ArsH. The record is from RefSeq and is a predicted model, not a curated record. Lineage: Eukaryota; Fungi; Ascomycota; Eurotiomycetes; Chaetothyriales; Herpotrichiellaceae. The coding region runs from base 41 to 1084 and encodes 347 amino acids. Gene Ontology annotation, molecular function: oxidoreductase activity. The transcript has 2 exons.
GAUCACUGCCCUUCGCUCUUGCGGCGCCCUCCAAUGCCUCAUGAAACUGCCAGUCUGUAUCAAUCAUCUCAACCACCUUCGUAACAUCAGCAAACUGAGGUUCCGACCUCGCACCUUCACGUUUUCUCGCCCCAACAUGGCGGUGAACGCUGAACACCACCAUGCAACCAUCCGUGCCGAAGCGCAGAGUCAGCGAAUACCUCCAAUAUCCUCAAAAUCCGAACAACCAUUAACGAAUGGUGAUCUGAAUAAUACAGCGUCUAUGCGCAUUACAUUAAAACCUGAACGUCGACCUGAUUUUGCCUACCGAUCGCUUUCGAUUUCGGCAUCGAUGGAUGAGCCUACGAUCCGCUCGAAAUAUCGACCUUUCCUACUCCCACACACUGUCCAGCAGCAAGAUUGGGUCAGGAGACUGGAGCUUGCCACUGUGACUGAAUUGGUGUACAACGACUUGAGAAUAACAGGAGAGAGGAUCAAAGUUUUAAUAUUAUACGGGAGUCUUCGUCAGAGGUCCUACUCAAAACUUCUCGCCUUCGAAGUUGCUCGUAUACUUUGGCGGCUCGGCUGUGACGUGCGUAUCUACAACCCGCAAGGUUUACCUGUCAAAGAUGAUGAUCAGCACAACCAUCCAAAGGUGCAAGAACUUCGAGACCUUAGUCGCUGGAGCGAUGGACACUUCUGGGUAUCACCGGAGCAACAUGGUAAUCUUACCGCCGUCUUUAAGAACCAAAUUGACUGGAUCCCAUUAAGCACUGGAUCGGUGCGACCAACACAGGGACGCACCUUAGGAUUGGCAAUGGUCUCCGGAGGAUCCCAAUCUUUCAAUACGAUCAACAGUCUGCGUGUCCUAGGGAGAUGGAUGCGAAUGUUCACCAUCCCUAAUCAGUCAUCAGUUCCGCAAGCCUACACGUUAUUUACAGAUUCGGAUGCGGACGAAGGCGGGUCGAGGUUAAUGCCAGGAAGCAAUCGAGAUCGACUGGUUGAUUGCGCAGAGGAAUUUGUGAAGUAUACCGUCAUCAUGCGGCCGCACUUCGCCUUGUUCAGUGACAGAUUUAGUGAACGAGAGCCGCUGACCAUGAACUAGAAUAGAGCAGGGUUCCUCUGCUGCGAAGAACUGCUAGCAUCUAAGGGAUUCUAGUAUAGAUGCCUCCAUAGAAAGUAAUUAGUGCUGAAGCCUGCGGAUGUAGCCACAUGCGUUCAGGCCUGGC